Molecule: messenger RNA, 1979 nt
Organism: Drosophila takahashii
Lineage: Eukaryota; Metazoa; Arthropoda; Insecta; Diptera; Drosophilidae
Product: glucose dehydrogenase [FAD, quinone]
Molecular function (GO): oxidoreductase activity, acting on CH-OH group of donors; flavin adenine dinucleotide binding
Source: RefSeq, a predicted model, not a curated record
AUUUUCACAAUGACGGCGAUCAACACGUUCGUGGCGAUGUGGCGGUUCCUGCUGACCCUCGGCCCCUCGGCCAUGGUCAUCCUGCUGCUGAACAAGGGGAUCCUCGACCAGAGGCCGGAUAUUGUGGACGAACCGCAUCGCGUGCGCUCCAUACAAAUCGAGAAUCUUCGCAGUUCCUACGAUUUCAUUGUGAUUGGCGGUGGUUCGGCGGGUUGUGUGCUGGCCGCCCGCCUUUCGGAGAAUCCCGAGUGGAGUGUCCUGCUCCUGGAGGCUGGCGGGGAUGAGCCACUGCUCAUCGAUUUGCCACAAUUGUAUCCCGUGUUCCAGCGAAGCCCCUGGGACUGGAAGUACUCGACGGAGCCCUCGGAUCGCUACUGCCUGGCCAUGGAGGAUCAGAGGUGUUUCUGGCCCAGGGGCAAGGUCCUCGGGGGCUGCAGCUCCAUCAAUGCGAUGAUGUAUAUCCGGGGCAAUCGGCGGGACUACGAUCACUGGUCGGAACUGGGCAAUCCCGGCUGGGACUAUGCCAAUGUGCUGCACUACUUCCGCAAGGCGGAGGACAUGCGGGUUCCGGGAUUCGAACAGAAUCCCUACCACGGACACGGCGGUCCCAUUUCCGUGGAGAGAUACAGAUUUCCCUCUCCCCUGCUGGACAUCUUCAUGCGGGCUGCCCACCAGCUGGGCAUGGUGAACCAGGAGGGGGACUUCAAUGGUCGUUCCCAGACGGGAUUUGCCCCGCCCCAUGGAACACUGAGGGAUGGCCUGCGUUGCAGUGCCAACAAGGGCUACCUGCGACGCAGUUGGCAGCGUCCCAACUUGGAUAUUGUCCUGAAGGCCUUUGUGGAGCGCAUCCUCAUCGAUCCGCAGUCCCAUCGAGCAGUCGGCGUGAGCUUCGAGUACGGGCUCCUCAAGCAUUCGGUGGCUGCCUCAAAGGAGGUAAUCUUAUCCGCCGGCGCCUUGGCCAGUCCCCAGCUGCUGAUGGUCAGCGGUGUGGGUCCCAGGGAGCAGCUGGAACCGCUGGGCAUCCCGGUGCUGCAGCACCUGGCCGGCGUGGGCGGGAAUCUGCAGGAUCACAUCUCCACCUCGGGCGCCAUCUACACCUUCGACGGUGGCCAGCAGCGGCACUUGUCCUUCAUCGUGCCCGAAAUGAUGAACGAGCAGGCGGUGGAGGACUUCCUGGAGCGGCGCGACAGCUUCUUCUACGCCAUGCCCGUCAGCGAGGUGAUGGGCUUCUACAGCACUCGCUACCAGGAUCCCCGCCUGGACUGGCCCGACGUCCAGCUCUUCAUGGGCAGCUAUGGCUAUGGGGCCGAUGGUGGGAUGGUGGGUCGCCGGGGAGCCGCCAUCACGCUGGAGAAUUACGCCGAGACCUUUGAGCCGGUGCUCUAUCAGGAUUCCUUUGUCAUAGCCCCACUGCUGAUGCGUCCACGCUCGCGGGGAUUCCUUCAGUUGCGCUCCGCCGACCCGAAAGUGCAUCCCCUGAUCCAUGCCAACUACUACGACGAUCCGCACGACAUGGCCGUGAUGGUGGAGGGUCUGAAGCUGGCCCAUCGCCUCAGCCAAACGCCGGUGAUGCAGUCCCUGAAUGCCACCAUGAACAUCUACGAGUGGCGCAACUGCCCCGAGGUGGAGUACUUGAGCGACGCCUUCUGGGAGUGCCUGGCCAGGUUCUACUCGCAGACGAUCUACCAUCCGGUGGGCACCUGCAAAAUGGCCCCCGUCUCGGAUCCCACCGGCGUCGUGGAUCCCCGUCUGCGGGUCCGGGGAAUGCGGGGACUGCGGGUCAUCGAUGCGAGCAUUAUGCCCACCAUUCCCACGGGCAACACCAAUGCUCCGACCUUGAUGCUCGCCGAGAGGGGAGCGGAUAUCAUCAAGGAGGAUUGGCGGCACUACCGAGACGGCGGUUGGAGUUAGGCACUACUAUACCAUUUUUACAUUUAUUAAAAAAAAAAUAAUAAUAAAUUGUAAACUGAGAAAAAUAA